Molecule: messenger RNA, 1623 nt
Organism: Vitis vinifera (wine grape)
Lineage: Eukaryota; Viridiplantae; Streptophyta; Magnoliopsida; Vitales; Vitaceae
Exons: 14
Coding region: 198-1469 (423 amino acids)
Source: RefSeq, a predicted model, not a curated record
AAAUUGGAUGUAAAAAAUUCUAAAGAUUUUAAAAUAAUUGGAAAACUCGAAAGUUGAAACCGUCGCGGGGAUGAAGAGAGAUGCGCGGGGAGGCUUCGGAACCUCCGCUUUCCAGGAGCUUUAUGCUUUUACUUCCUCGCAGAGACGCCCACUCUAUCUUUCUCUCACAAUCCAUACAGAGGAAACCCUAGAGACGGAUGGGAAAUUACUUCAACAAGGAGCCACCACCGCCACUGGUGUUGGUUCCGCCUCUCUUCGACUUUCCUCCUCUCGCUGCCCGAACCAGGAUGUUGGAGUCAUCAUACAAUCUGUUAUUUGGGAAGCUUGCUUUGAAAUGCCUUUUUGAGGAUUAUUUUGAAGAAGCCAGGCAUUUUAGCACAAGAAUUAUGCUGAAGCCAACUGACGACCCUAAUGUAGAUUUGGUUGCAACUGUUUCAGGUCCACUCGAUAAUAAGCCCGAGGGGAAAGUUUUGGGAAAUGCUUUAUUUCGCUGGCAAGGUGAUGUUGAUGAUCCUCAUACAUUUGUGGACCUUUUUGUAUCAAACUAUGAACCGGUCUUACGCUUGAGGUCAUGUUCUUACUACCCCACAUAUGGAUUUGGAUCAUUUGUCAUUUUCCCAUUGCAAUUAAAGAGAAGAAUAGCUUCAGAAAAUUAUGGUGUUGUGGGAUUGAGACACAGCUCGGAAAAUCUCUCACUAGGAGCCACAUUUGUGCCUUUCUCUACGGCAGAUAAAUGCCCAACUAAUGCAUGGCUGGUUAGCAAGAUUGGAAGGUUGACCGUUGGGGUGCAAUAUGAGCCACAAUGUGGAAGCAAAGAUUACACAAGAUUUAAGAAUUUAAGGAACUGGAGUUGUGCAAUUGGCUAUGGAGUAGGAACAGGCAGCCCCUUGAGCCCAUCCUUCAUUUUUGGUCUUGAGCUUGCCAAGAGUUCUCAGUUCAUUGCGUCAUUCUAUCAACAUGUCGUUGUCCAAAGACGGGUGAAGAAUCCAUUGGAAGAAAACGAAGUGGUUGGAAUUACAAAUUAUAUUGACUUUGGUUUCGAGUUGCAAUCAAGGGUUGAAGAUGUGGAGACAUCAAAUGGCCUUCCAGAUUCUACAUUUCAAGUAGCUGCAUCAUGGCAAGCCAAUAAAAACUUUUUGUUGAAGGGAAAGGCAGGUCCUCUCAGCUCAUCAAUAGUUUUGGCAUUUAAGUCAUGGUGGAAACCUUCUUUCACUUUCAGCAUUUCAGCUACUAGAGAUCGUACUGUUGGAAAGACAGCUCUUGGAUUUGGCAUCCAUGUUGAGAAUAUUAGAGAAGCCAGUUAUGAAAGAGCCGAUCCAAAUUUUGUAAUGUUAACACCAAGCAAGGAGCACCUAGCAGAAGGCAUCCACUGGAGAAGUGGAAAGAGGCCUAUGCUACAAUCAGAUUUAAAUUCUGAAAACUUUGAUGGCUUACCAAGGGAAUUGAGACCCUAUGGAAACAUUCUGUAAUUUUUAUUUGUUCCUUUCUUUAAGCUCUUUUUGGUUAAUCAGGCUGCUGAGCUGAUGCUCUGCAAAAAUGAAUUGUGGUAAGAAUAAACGUCAAAAUGGUUCUUGAAUAGUUUGAUCUCCAUUUCAGAAUACCAAAAUCGCGCUUUGAAAUUUA